AUGUCCGGCUACCCGCGCCGCCCGGGCGUCACCCCGCUGUCCCGAGCCCGGAGCCUCACCAUUCCCGAAGAUUUUGGUUAUGGAAAGGGGAAACGUUCUAAGCAGAGCCCAUCAGGAGCCCACGAGACACAUUUUGGAGAUGACAAAUUUGAAGAUCUUGAAGAGGCAAAUCCAUUCUUUAAAGAGUUUCUGAAGACCAAGAACCUCGGCCUGUCAAAAGAGGACCCGGCCAGCAGAAUUUAUGCAAAGGAAGCGUCGAGGCAACCACUGGGACUUGACCACAACUCCCCACCCUCCCAAACCGGGGGGUAUGGCCUGGAGUAUCAGCAGCCACUUUUCAAGGACCCGACAGGGGCCGGUGACCUCCUGGAUGAGGAGGAUGAGGACACCAGAUGGAGUGGGGCCUACCUGCCGUCUGCCAUCGAGCAGACUCACCCAGAGAGGGUCCCUGCCUGCACGUCGCCCUGCAGCACAUACCUUUCCUUUUUCUCCACCCCGUCGGAGCUGGCAGGGCCCGAGUCUCUGCCCCCGUGGGCGUUGAGUGACACUGAUUCUCGCGUGUCUCCGGCCUCUCCGGCGGGGAGUCCUAGCGCAGAUUUUGCGGCUCAUGGAGAGUCUCUGGGAGACAGGCACCUGCGGACGCUGCAGAUAAGUUACGAAGCACUGAAAGAUGAAAAUUCUAAGCUGAGAAGAAAGCUGAAUGAGGUUCAGAGCUUCUCUAAAGCUCAAACAGAAAUGAUGAGGACACUUGAGCGGAAAUUAGAAGCAAAAAUGAUCAAGGAGGAAAGCGACUACCACGACUUGGAGUUGGUGGCUCAGCAGGUGGAGCAGAACCUGGAGCUGAUGACCAAAUGGGCUGUAAAGGCAGAAAACCAUGUCGUGAAAGUGAAACAGGAAAUCACUUUGCUCCAGGCGCAGGUCUCGAACUUCCAGCGAGAGAAUGAAGCCCUGCGGGGCGGCCAGGGCGCCAGACUGACAGUGGUGAAGCAGAACACCGACGUGGCCUUGCAGAACCUCCAGGUGGUCAUGAACAGCGCACAGGCUUCCAUUAAGCAACUGGUUUCUGGAGCUGAGACACUGAAUCUUGCUGCCGAAAUCCUUAAAUCUAUAGACAGAAUUUCUGAAAUUAAAGACGAGGAGGAAGACUCUUGAGGACCCCUGGGUGUUCUCAGCAUGAAGCUCCGUGUAUGCCCUGAGAUCACCACCGCUUGAUCUAAAUGUGCAGUUGUGUCCUUAAAUAUGCA
This is a messenger RNA of Pongo pygmaeus (Bornean orangutan), 1244 nucleotides long. RefSeq names its product endosome-associated-trafficking regulator 1-like. Gene Ontology annotation, biological process: regulation of cytokinesis; positive regulation of cilium assembly; positive regulation of protein localization to cilium. Gene Ontology annotation, cellular component: early endosome; midbody; centrosome. The record is from RefSeq and is a predicted model, not a curated record. Lineage: Eukaryota; Metazoa; Chordata; Mammalia; Primates; Hominidae.